UCCGAACCAAGCAGGGGGGUAAACCCAACCUCUCGUACCUUUUGUUUUCUGUUUUCUCAUUAAAUCCUUUUUCCCACUCACUGAAAACUAUAAUCCCCGUUUUAUUUACUUGCCGUAUAGACAAUUUCUCCAAUUCCUCGCCGAUUUAUUGGAUCCGACAUGCCGGCGCCGCCGUUUUAGGCCACCAGAUUCUCUCGCAGAUCUACUGCGUCGCUUUCAGGUGCUCUUAAGAUUUUCUGUUUGGUUCCGGAGAAAAGAAUAGAGGAAAAAACCACUCUGUUCCAUCCAAAAGACUUGUGUCUUUGUUAGCUAUUGCAAGGGGGCAGUGGGUGGAGUGAUACAGAAAUCAUAUUUUGAUGCCCAGAUGAUUAGAACUGAUGUUAUUGGCAGUGGAAGGAGGAGGUUUCUUCUCAUCUUCAGCUUCUGGGUAUAGUAAGGGCUUGACCCUUCUUCUCCUGGGUCAGAAGCACGAAGACAAACCCAUGAGAGUUACGCCGUGGAAUCAGUACCAGUUGGUGGACCAAGAACCUGACUCUGACCUCCAGCUGGCUUCCUUGAAGAACCGGCUUUCCCACGGCUGCGCUUCUUUUAUCUGCUUUGGUCGCGCUUCCGCACAUGAAUCCCCGUCACCUCUCAAAGUAGGCCCUGCCCAACAGCAGGAUGUCUUGCCAGAUCCUCUCGUUGCUGACAGGGAAAAAGAUCUUACUACCGAGCUUGAAGUUGAUAAUUAUGCACGAAAAAUUACUCUUAAGAGUAAUCUGAAGAAGGCAUCAAAAAGAAUUCCAGUUCCUGUUGAGGAUGUUAAGCAGAGCGAGCCAUUGAAUGGCCAAGGUAGUGAUAUCCCUGGUCAUACAGAGAGGAGAAAAGUGCAGUGGACUGAUGUCUGUGGGAGUGAGCUUGCUGAAAUCAGGGAAUUUGAACCAAGUGAAACAGGUGGAUCAGAUGAUGAAUUCGAGAAUGGAAAUGAAAGAAGUUGUUCGUGCGUGAUUAUGUGAUCAAUUACCAAAAACUUUUGGGUGCCCAGUUUUUCUCAAGAUGCCGCGGCACACCACAGGACUUGCUGCUACUGAUGGAGUUCAUCUGCUUUCUCCUGGCGAUCAACUGACUUCUGCUAAAGAAAAAGCGAGCAACUGGUUGCAUAUGAAAUGUUACCAUAGAAAGGAGUUAUGCAUCUGGCCACACUUUCAGUGCGACUUAGGGUCCGUUUGUUAACAAACGCCACUUAGUGAGAAGUUUUAUAUCGGGCCACGCCUAUUGGACUGAUCGUUUUGUGCCUAUAUUUAAUUGAUGAGGAUUUCAUUUUGUUUGUCACCUUAUUCUUGUUACUUGUGAUUGCCCUGUCCAUUGUUUUCUCGUAAUAAAUGUCUCGUAUUAUUUUU
Populus nigra (black poplar) is the source of this 1379-nucleotide messenger RNA. RefSeq lists its product as uncharacterized. The transcript is spliced from 3 exons. Lineage: Eukaryota; Viridiplantae; Streptophyta; Magnoliopsida; Malpighiales; Salicaceae. The record is from RefSeq and is a predicted model, not a curated record. The coding region runs from base 378 to 995 and encodes 205 amino acids.